Molecule: messenger RNA, 810 nt
Organism: Linum tenue
Lineage: Eukaryota; Viridiplantae; Streptophyta; Magnoliopsida; Malpighiales; Linaceae
Source: the annotation of a GenBank genome assembly
AUGAAGCUGAAGCCAUCCCUGUUGUUGCUGCUUCUCACCUGCACAGCUCUUAGCUCCAAAUCCCACCCGAACGAUGAAACCUGCCUAACCUCUUUGAAACAAUCCCUCAAAGACCCAACAAACUCGCUCCAAAACUGGACCAAACCCAAUUUCGCCAACCCAUGUUCCGGUUUCACUUCCUACCUCCCGGGCGCCACCUGCAACAAUGGCAGAAUCUACAAGCUCUCCCUCACAAAUCUCGCGUUACAGGGCUCCAUCUCGCCGUUCCUCUCCAACUGCACGAAUCUCCAGUCCCUCGAUUUGUCCUCCAACUCGAUCUCGGGCCCUCUUCCGACGGAUUUGCAGUACCUGGUCAACCUAGCGGUGCUCAAUCUCUCUGCCAACAGCCUGGAAGGAGAGAUCCCGCAGCAGAUUGCAAUGUGUGCCUACUUGAACGUGAUCGAUUUGCACGAGAAUUUGCUCACGGGUCUAAUCCCGCAGCAGCUGGGGCUGUUGGUGAGGCUGUCAGCGUUUGAUGUGAGUAAUAACAAGCUGUCGGGCCCAAUCCCAGCCUCGUUGGGGAAUAGGAGUGCGAAUUUGCCGAGAUUCAAUGCUACUUCCUUCCAAGGCAACAAGGAUCUUUAUGGGUACCCUUUGCCUCCUAUGAAGAGUAAGAGUUUGUCGGUCUUGGCCAUUGUUGGGAUCGGCUUGGGGAGUGGGCUGGCGAGCUUGGUGCUCAGCUUUGCCGGGGUUUGUAUAUGGUUGAAGAUCAGUGAGCAGAAGAUGGCGCUUGAAGAAGGCAAGAUCACCCAGCUUAUGCCUGAGUAUUGA